ACAUACACACACAGAUACAAGCUACAGAUAUACAGACACCGAUUAAGAUACAGCUGCAGCUACAGAUACAUUUAGAGGAGCAGCGGCAACAGCGGCCACACGGACUUGCGACACGCCCACGUAUCGCUGGCGUGGGCGGCGGGCGGUGGGAGUGGCUGAGUGGAUGUCAGGAUGAAACUGAGCGUGAGCGCGUAUCGGGCGCAUGCAUCCGCACACAAGAAGAUCCUCUCCAGCGGCUAUCACUCACAGCUCAACUACGGCAGCACUGGAGCGGCAGCGGCAUCCUCCUCGUCGUCGGGUGCCACUGCAACGGGCCUAUAUACGAUGGAAGCGCACGAGCACGAAGCGGGCAAGUUUGUCAAGGAUGUGGCCCGUCAGGUGCACGACUGCAACAGCGACACGGACGUCAUCAGUCCCACGGGCACCAGUAGCUCCGGAGGCGGUGGCGGAGGAGGCGGCGGAGCAGGCGGUGCCGGCGGAUCCGGUGGUGCUGGCGGACACAGCGACGGUGGCUAUCACAAGCGGCACCACCACAAGAUGGUCCGCGAUGACGACAACAACAGUGCGGCGCACUCAUCGGACAGCAAGAGUCCCAGCCAGCGGAAAUCGCGUAUCGGAGAUGGAGCUUCAGAUCCAGAUUCCGAUUGGACACGAUCGAACCAGCGCUGGAUGAAGCUACGCACCACCGUGCAGAUUUCAUCGGCGAUACAGAAGAAACCACCGCUCAAGCGCGAAGACUCCUUCCUGAAGCGUUUCUCGACUAGACAGAUACCCGAAACACAGGAAACUGUUGAAGAUACGGGUUCAGAAAGUGCCUCUGGUGACGUCGACAAGAGUGUUAAGCGACGGCGACGCUAUCUGCAGAAACGACGAUCCGUUGUUAAUCCAGAUGAAAAUUUUUACUUCUAUUGGUUAAUGAUGUUAACUGUAUGUGUUCUAUAUAAUCUAUGGACCCUAAUUGUGAGGCAGAGCUUUCCUGAACUGCAGCAAUCUGUGCCCACGUUUUGGCUCAUCUGCGAUUCGAUGACAGAUGUUGUAUUUAUCCUAGAUAUAAUAGUUCAAUUACGCACAGGCUAUCUGGAGCAGGGCCUAAUGGUAUACGACGACAGGAAGCUGGCCUGUCACUAUGUUCACUCGCGCGACUUUAUCUUCGAUAUGAUAGCGCUGAUACCAUUGGAUUUGCUGCAGCUCAAGAUGGGCACACAUCCUCUCUUGCGUUUUACGCGCUUUUUUAAAGUUUAUCGAUCUGUGAGAUUUUAUUACAUCGUAGAAAGUAGAACAGUUUGGCCAAAUUUAUGGCGCGUUGUUAACCUAAUUCAUAUCCUGUUAAUACUGGCACACUGGUUCGGUUGCUUCUAUUUUUUACUCUCCGAGGCGGAGGGCUUUCAGGGCGACUGGGUGUAUCCGUAUCGACCCGGGGACUACGCCACCCUAACGCGAAAGUAUCUGGGCAGCCUGUACUGGUCGACCCUGACACUGACCACCAUUGGGGAUCUGCCCACGCCCGAAACGAAUGCAGAAUAUAUUUUUACGAUCGUUAGCUAUUUGAUUGGUGUUUUUAUCUUCGCCACCAUUGUGGGCCAAGUGGGCAAUGUGAUAACGAACCGCAAUGCGAAUCGCCUGGAGUUCGAGCGCCUGCUGGAUGGGGCCAAGACCUAUAUGCGGCACCACAAGGUGCCCGGAGGGAUGAAGCGGCGCGUGCUGCGGUGGUACGACUACAGCUGGUCCCGCGGCAGGAUACAGGGUGGCGGUGACAUCAAUACCGCACUGGGCCUCCUGCCCGACAAGCUGAAAACCGAAUUGGCCUUACAUGUCAACCUGAGCGUGCUGAAGAAGGUGACCAUAUUCCAAGAGUGCCAGCCAGAGUUCCUCCACGAUCUCGUGCUCAAGAUGAAGGCCUACAUCUUUACGCCGGGCGACUCCAUUUGCCGCAAGGGCGAGGUGGCUCGCGAAAUGUUCAUCAUUGCCGAUGGCAUCCUGGAGGUGCUGAGCGAGACGGGCAAGGUCCUGACCACCAUGAAGGCUGGUGAUUUUUUUGGCGAAAUCGGCAUCCUCAAUCUGGACGGACUGAACAAACGCACAGCGGAUGUGCGCUCCGUGGGCUACUCGGAGCUCUUCUCUCUGUCCCGCGAGGAUGUCCUGGCGGCCAUGAAGGACUACCCCGAUGCCCAGGAGAUCCUGCAGACCCUGGGCCGCAAGCGGCUAAUGGAGGUGCGCUGCGUGAACAAGAAGUACGCCAAGGCGCAGAGUGACAAGGAGGCGGCGGCCUAUGCGGCAGCUCAUCCGCACCACCACCAGAGCCACCACCAGGGUCAGGUGCACCAGAGCGACAGCAGCGAGAACAGUGCCUCCAAGAAGAUCGUGGACAAGCUGAAGCACGACGUCAAGGGAUUCCGCAACGUGCUGAAGAAGUCCAGGACCUCGCGCAAAAGCGAUGAAUCCCUGGAGAUGCAGCCGCUGCACAACACCUCGCCGUGCGGCAGCAAGAUCCUGCUGAAGCGCAUGUCGCGCGUUCGAUCGGACGAAAAGGAUGCGGAUAGCGCCGAGGCCAAGGACGAGUUGCACGACAAGACGCCCAGCCCGAUUGGGGCGGGACUGCCGUUGCUGCAGCGCCUCCGGCUCCUUAAGGAGAAGCAGGAUCGCGAAGAGCGAGCUGUUAAGUCCACACCACCACAGAAAUCUCCACCUCACUCACAUGUAACGUGUACGUUAUCGCCGCAGGAAUCGAUCCAGGAGGAGCCCGAACGCGAGUUCAGCGAAGGCUUUCCCCUGAUCCAGCGACUCCAGCAGUUGAAAAUUAAGAACGAGCCGCAGGCAAACGCCGCCGAACCCGGCGUCGUCAUGGUCAACACGCCGCCCAACAUCAGCAGCAAAAUAGAUUCGCAUUUCGCUGCCAGCCAGGCAGGUGCAUCGCAUCCUGGUACAAAUGGCGGAGCCAUAGGCAUCUCGGCGCCGGGACAAUCGCUGACGGUGGCCCAGAUCAAGCCCAUCAUGAAGGUCUCCUUCAAGCAGAAGAUCCAGCAGAUGCAGGGUGGCGGCGGAGGAGCCAGCAGUUCUCCGGCUCCAAGCACGGGAGCCAUAGCCAAGAAAGAGCCACCCAAAUCACUGGCUCUAGUGGCCAAGCACGCGACUUCCGAGGAUCCCGUCGCCGCAACCGGAUUGGGCUUGGGAUCUGGUUCUAGCUCUGGCAUUGCCACCAUAUCGAAGAGGGUAGUCAAACCUCAAAGCCAUAGGAUGGCUACGCCGCUGCAAUCCGACACGGACACCGAUGGCACGCCCAUCAAGCCGUGGUCCAAGCUGAAACUGGCCACCCUGAUGUCCUCCAGCUACACGAGUUUAACCAACUGUUCGCCGGAUGAUCUGGCCUCACCGCUGAAGAACUACUCGCUGAGCAACAUACCGCAGCAGAUGGAGACGCAUCCGCGACCACGUCACCAUAGCGCCAGAAGCAGUUCGAGAUCACCGCGUCAUGGACACCACCAUCACCAUCAUCAUGGCCACCACCAGCACGGACAGCUUCAGUUGCCAAGCUCCACGAGCACCAACGGCUCCACGGCCAGCCAGGUGACGGCGAGCGCAAAACGAGAUUGCCUGCGUCUCCAGAAGCCGGAGCAGCACUUGCCCGACGGCGAACUGACCGAACUGGGCGGCAAUGGACGGAGGAAGCUCUACCAAAGCGUGUUCGAUCUGUCGCCGGAAUACUGCGGACUGCCGUUUGUCAAGCGAUUGAAGAUCCUCAAUGAGCGCCAGAAGCUGGCGGAACUGGAACGGGCACUGCAGACCCGUAGCUUUAGCCUGGACUGCUCCAAGUCCGGGCCGGAUAGCAAGGUGCCCAUUACGGAGUCCUUGUAUCGAUGCUACAGCGACACCUCCGGCAUCUACUCGCAGUUCCUCAGCACGUACGAGUCAACCACCAGCUCCACUUCGAUAUCCACCAAUACUUCCGCCUCUGCAUCGGCAUCCGCCUCCGCUUCCGCAUCCGCAUCGGAUAGCAACUCCAGGCAGUUGCAGUACGUACCCCUGCCACUCAGUCCCGAAUCGAAUGAGACCAUGGAGCGGCGCAAGCUGAAGAGCAUACUCAAGAAACUCCAGAUGGGCGGUGGUCAGCAGGAGGAGGCGGGGCCGGGCGCGGGAACGGGAGCGGUAAAGGGAACGGGGUCGAAGGUCAACUCCAGUGCCAGCCAAAAGGGGCAGGGCCUGCCGGCGGAGCCGACCUUGGAAGGCCCGCCCGCCAGUGCCAAGGAGGAGGAAUCUCCCUUCGGCGGUGCUGCGGCGAUCGGUUCGGUGAAUAAAGGUUGCGGUAACGGUAACGGUAACGGUAACGGUAGCGUUAGUGGUAACGGUAACGGCAGCGGUACGGUUAACGAUAGCAGUGCCAAUUCGAGUUCGCAUCCGAGCAAUAACGGCAACAGUGCGUAUACGUGUCCUCCCCCACCGGCGGUGGCUUUUCCGUUUCCGGUACCCAUUGCACCAGCAUCCGGCUCAGUUCCACUACCAUUGGAGCCCGGAGCGUCGAAUGUCUGGUCGCCGACGUUGACGUUGGUAACGCCCACGAAUUCGCCGCAGGAGAGAGAGUUUCCCGCCCAACUGCAGGGGGAGUUGGGCGGACACGGAACCGGGCGCGGACUCGUUGGUGGCGUUGGCAGCGCCUCAGCGUCGAUGUUGCCAGCGGGAGCAAGUGCAUCCGCAUCCGCAUCCGCAUCCACGUCCACGUCCGCCUCGUAUGUCGUCGAGUGCUCAGCGUCGUCGAAUCAGAUCCUCCAUGCCCAGUCCACCACUGAUUUGAAUUUGAAUUUGCAGCUCAGGCAGAACACGACCAGUGCGAUGGGCGGACCGGGUCCAGCGCAGCGGAUCGAAGGCUUCCCGGAGGCACAGGACUACUUCAAUCAGAUCCUGAACGGCAUCAACCACGUGAUCAAGACGCACAUGAACGAGAUGCACUCCAAGUUCGAGACGCAGUUCUCCAGCAUGGCUGGUGAGGUGCGGCGACGCGACGCCAUCAUUGCCCAGCUGCAGCUCAAGCUGCGCUCCAUAGAGGGCAAGUCCUCGGCAGCAGCGGCAUCCUCAUCCUCCUCCGCCCUGGUGCUGCCCAUCAGCCGGCGCCAGAAGAAGAUGCCCCAGCUGUCGGUGGACGACGAUGAGCCGCCGGAGGAGGAGGACAACAGCAGUUCGGGCUCUUCAGCGGAACUUUUGUUUAUGCGAGGUGACUCCCUGGACACGGUGUUCACCUCAUCGCCACCCAUUCAAGGGGGCAGGCGCAGCACAUCGCCGGGUCCUAGUCGUCAUCAUGCGGCCUCGGCGAACGCCCUGAACUGUCCGAGCAGCUACUACGGAGGACCCGGCUCCCUGAGCUCCCGCCACGCCCAGAGCCACCCCAGCUUCUAUUCCGGCCAGGGCAAUGGACGUAGCAGCGGGCGCAGCAGUGGCUAUCGCGAGUGGAGCGGCGCAGCGGAGAGCGGACACCUGGUCAGUGGGAGUGGAUCGAGCGGCGCGGUCAUGAUGGCCGAUGUCACGGGCAAUCUGGCCCGCCUGUCGGACAGCGUGAUCCUCGACAUUGGCGAAAGCUCCAGUUCGAGCUCCUCCUCCAGCAAGAUCAACAUGGCCGAAGUGGAUGACGACGAGGAGGAGGAGGAUCCGAGGGGUCGGGUGGCUCGAAACGAGGAGGACAUGGACGACGGCGAAGGUGGUUUGGCGAGCCACAACGACUGGGAGGUGCAGAUGCUGGCCGCCGAGAUGGAACGGCAAGAGCGGAAGCGUGGCCACUCCCUGUCCGACAAUCUGGGCGAGCUGAAGCACUGCAGCACGUUUCUGCGGCGUCGCCGAAAGUUCAGCGACACGGAAACGGAAUUUAGUGAGACGGACAUGGAGGAGCAGCUGGCCAGAUCGGGCAGCGGCCCAAUGGAGCCUAGCGGAUCGGCAGCAUCUAGCUCUGGAGCCGGUGGCUCCACAUCCGCGGGACAUCAGAGCGGCAGCCAGCGACCGAGGGCCUCCAGUCUGGAUCAGUUCAAUCUGCGCUACGGCAUCGGGCGCGGAAUCUUUAAAGCAAUGAGCAUCGACCGUGAUAAAGACAAGCUUUGAGAACUAUAAUCACGACCAAAUCUAACCCGAUCCCGAUCCUGGUCCUGGUCCCAAUCCCGUUCCGAGUUCCGAAUCCCAUCCCCAUCGCAACCAGAAGCGAUUUCAUCAGCAGACAACCAAUAAGCAAUGGAAUUUGGACAGUAUUACCAUGGUACAAGAACUAGGUAUAUGAAUAUGAUAUACAAAACUAAGAAGAUGUCAGGACAUAUAGAUCUAUAUUCUAUAUAUGUUUAGCCCUAACGAAACCCCCCAGCAAGAGAAUCGAUAUAUACAGAUAUACACAUAUAAAGUAAAGCCCGAUUGAGAUAUAUAUAUAUACACAUAUAUAUAUAUAACAUAUAGAUUUAACGGAAACAACAACUACUAAAAACCGAGAAACAAACACACAAAUAGCCAGAGAGCGUUCCCACCCCGAUUCCAAUUUGCUAUUCGUUUCGCUUUCUUGAAUUGUAAUCUUUAUCCCGAUUGUUUGUGCUUGCAAAAUGGUAAAAGUUUAACUUUAUCUUUUUCCGUUAAAAAAACUGUGAUUUCAUUUUAAAUGCAUGAUAUUUACAAAGAUUUCUUAUGUCUUUCCAUUCCUUAUAAAAUUACUCUUAAAUAUGAAUAAUUUUUAUCCAGGAA
This is a messenger RNA of Drosophila mauritiana, 6699 nucleotides long. It is a transcript of the gene Cngl, whose product is annotated as merozoite surface antigen 2, allelic form 4. The record is from RefSeq and is a predicted model, not a curated record. Lineage: Eukaryota; Metazoa; Arthropoda; Insecta; Diptera; Drosophilidae. The coding region runs from base 172 to 6078 and encodes 1968 amino acids. The transcript is spliced from 18 exons. Gene Ontology annotation, cellular component: membrane. Gene Ontology annotation, biological process: monoatomic ion transport; transmembrane transport. Gene Ontology annotation, molecular function: protein-containing complex binding; monoatomic ion channel activity.